Molecule: messenger RNA, 3079 nt
Organism: Chaetomium fimeti
Lineage: Eukaryota; Fungi; Ascomycota; Sordariomycetes; Sordariales; Chaetomiaceae
Exons: 2
Coding region: 297-2726 (809 amino acids)
Biological process (GO): cell division; metaphase/anaphase transition of mitotic cell cycle; anaphase-promoting complex-dependent catabolic process
Cellular component (GO): cytoplasm; anaphase-promoting complex
Molecular function (GO): protein binding
Source: RefSeq, a predicted model, not a curated record
AUAAUUUUUGACUUUAAUACAGCAGCUGCAUCGACCAUCUUUCCCGCCUGCUCCGACGACAGCCCCUCGCUGGGACGGUUCACCAAGGGACCACCAACAGCCAAGCGACCCGAGAAUUUGACACCCGGUUCCGCCACCAGGCGGCCCACCUCGCGCCGAACCCGCCCCAUGCGGAACAGGCGCGCGCAUCUCACGUCGACAGCCGGCUUGCGCGACUCCAUGGAGCAUCCUCUUUGGUAGCAACUGGAACAUCGAGUCGCACGCCAACCCGGUCCACCUCCUGUGCCCACUGCGAGAUGGCGCCGACCAGCGCGGCAAUUGCGGGCUUGCUGAAGCAGACCGUCUACUACCACCUCGACAACCUCGCUCACCGUAAUGCUCUCUUCUUUGCCGAAAGGCUACAUGCUCACGACCAGCGCUCGCCCGAGUCCGCAUACCUCCUCGCCCUCUCCCACCUCCGCCUCGGCGAUUCCCGAUCCGCAUACGAAGUCAGUAAACCGUCAGGAUGUCGAGGGGUCCAUCUAGGGUGCAGUUUCGUCUUUGCACAGUCCUGUCUGGACCUGGAACGGUACAAGGAUGGGAUCACGGCGCUGGAGAAGGCUCGGCCGUCCUGGGCAGCCAAGUGUAGCAUAGGGAGGCACACGACCUCAACCCGGGCGCCAUACCCCGACGCCGCCGCAGUAAGCUGCCUCCUCGGCAAGCUGUACCGGGGAUAUGAUGACAAAAAGCGGGCGGUUUCCUGUUUUGAAGAUGCGCUAAGGGCUAAUCCCUUCAUGUGGGAUGCCUUUACCAUCCUCUGCGAUAUGGGCGUCAAUGUCAUGGUGCCAAAUAUUUUCAAGCUUAACGACGGUUUCGCUCGCAGCUUCGACCAGGAUCCAAGUGCGGCUAACACCGACUCCAGCGGAGGGCCUCCGGAUUCUCUGCAAAGGAAAACAGGCAUUCAAGGUGUCAGCCACGAUAGCGACCCCUUCGAGGGUCACCGCUCUACCGCUUUUCAGGACGUUUCGAGCAACAAUAUGCUCUUUGUCGACCCUGGCGAGAAUGACUUGACGUCAAGGCUGACAGCAACCCAGUCGAGAUACGCAGUAAACAAACACGGGUCUGAGGGAAUGGAAACGCCGACCGGCUCCGCCGCCGCUCCUGAGACACAGGCACCUCGCACCGGCUUCCCCCCAGAACCCCCAUUAGCCCCGACCCGCCGAACGCGGGUAACACACGCCACAGAGCCCGCUUUUCUUGACGCUCCACCAAAGAUGAGCUACCGCUUGGGCUCUCGGAAGAGGGAGAAAACCCAAGACCAGAUGACGGAACCCCCAGAGCCGCCCAUGAGAGGGCCCGCUCUUUCCCAGUCAAUCACGGAGAGGAAACGCACGGCAUCAGGACACCCCGUCCAGCCGCGCCCGACGAACGGCGAGGAGCCAAGGAGGAGCGCGAGGUUAAACGUAGCCCCAAGAACAACGUCGAGGACAAAUAUGAAUAUCUCCACGACUGGCGCCACCGUCACCCGGGAGUUGAAAAAGGCUAGGCCCCCAAUCUCGAGGAUCGGGCGCCCAGGCUCGAGUGGGACCAGCGUUGGCAGGGUUGUUAGCGGGAACCGGAAACCGCUGGAGGAGAAUACUAUGGAUAUCGACGAACCACCGCGGGCGAAGGAGUUGCCUGUUGCACAAAUACCGCCACCGAAACCAGCCGAGCCCGAGCCGGUGAAGGCAGACGAAGGGUUGAGAUGGAUCCUGGACUUCUUGAAAAAGAUCGCGUCUGGGUAUCGCCUCUCAUCGCAGUUCCGGUGUCAAGAAGCACUGGCUGCGUUCUCAUCACUGCCCCGAAGCCAUCAGGACACGCCAUGGGUGUUAGCACGGGUGGCAAAAGCCCACUAUGAGUUGGCUAAUUAUGCAGACGCGGAGAGGUUCUUCCGGCGCCUGCGCACGCUCGCCCCGACGCGGCACGAGGACAUGGAGUUCUACUCGACCGUUCUUUGGCAGCUUAGGAAGGGGACCGAGCUUUCGUUCCUCGCUCAUGAGCUGACCGACAUGGAUUGGGAGUCGCCCCAAGCGUGGUGCGUGAUGGGGAAUGCCUUUUCUCUAGAUUGUGACCACGAACAGGCGCUGCAGUGCUUCAAACGAGCCAUCCAUCUUCAGCCGAACUUCUCAUACGCCUACACCUUGCAGGGCCACGAACACGUGGAAAAUGAAGAAUACGACAAGGCCUUGGUUUCCUAUCGACGCGCAGUUGCUGCGGACAAACGCCACUACAAUGCCUACUACGGCAUCGGGAAGGUCUAUGAAAAGCUGGGCAAUUACGACAAGGCCCUCAGCCAUUACCACGCCGCGCUAGUGAUCCACCCGGCCCACGCCGUCUUGAUUUGCUGCUUGGGUACGGUGUUGCAGAGACAGAAGCAGAUCGUACAAGCUCUUCCCUAUUUUAUCAAGGCAGUCGAGCUGGCACCUCGGGCGCCCGAGAUGCGGAGCAAGAAGGCCGGGGCACUGCUAGCCACCGGGCAGCUGGAGGAAGCAAAAAGGGAGCUGAUGAUUCUGAGGGACGUCGCCCCGAAUAACGCCCAGGUUCACUUCCUGCUGGCCAAACUCGCCAAGACAGUCGGGGACAAGAGGACAGCCGUGCGCCACUUCACCAUAGCUUUGAGCUUGGAUCCAAAGGCGAGCGGGGAAAUCAAAAAUGAGAUCGGGGGACUCGAGGACGAUGACUGUUUGGACGAUUCCAUGAUGCAUUAGUGCUCAUGAUCGAAUGUUCCAACACGAAAUUAAUCCUACGGUUUCCUACGACGAUAAACGAACUUGCCAUGAUUUGGGCGGGCAUUCCGCUUGUGCUGGGAGGCGUCGUGCAUUACACUCGGCGCGCUUGGGGGGAGGUUCCAAGUGCUCCUUUGGGACGGUCGUUCUAUUCUUUCAUACCAAGGGCAGCAUUCUAUACAUGCAUGGCAGAGGCGUUCCUGGAGAGCAUCGAGCAUGCUUUGCUUCGUGUUGUGCCCACCGUGGUGGACUGGGCUGGAGUUUUGUAUGAGUACCUGAGCAUCGCAACGGCCGACAUGUAUAAUACGGAGUUGGCGGGCGUCAUCACAACAGGG